Diuraphis noxia (Russian wheat aphid) is the source of this 348-nucleotide messenger RNA. RefSeq names its product craniofacial development protein 2-like. The record is from RefSeq and is a predicted model, not a curated record. NCBI's taxonomy places the organism in Eukaryota, Metazoa, Arthropoda, Insecta, Hemiptera, Aphididae.
AUGAGGUGGGCUGGAGAAAGAAGUCUCAAAAAGGAUGACAAAACUGUUUUUUAUAGCGGAAAUAGGGAUGGAAAAUUCGAAAACGGAGUGGGAUUUGUAAUAAGUGGGAAUAUAUUACCAUAUGUUAAAGAUUUCCAGGCRAUAAAUGAGCGUAUGUGCUACAUACGGAUAACUGGAUGCAUAUUUGAUCUUGUAAUAAUAAAUUGUUACGCAUCAACUGAAGACAAGGGAGAUGAUAUCAAAGAAGAUUUUUAUGAAGAUCUUGACAGGAUAUGUGAUAUAACAUCUAAUKAUUCUGUUAAAAUAGUCCUUGGGGAUUUCAAUGCGAAAAUAGGCAAGGUCAUAUAG